AUGGCUCCCCAAAAACAACUCGAGCGCCUCAAACACGUCGCCGCAAAGGCGAACUCUUCCAACCCGUCGCAACUAGGCGACCCCGUCUCGCUCAAAGCCGAAGUCUCGAAGCUCUCGCCGACGGAAGGGGACCUCGGCGCGGCAGCGGAUUCGAAACCUCCCUUUUCCUCUUCCAAUAAGCAGUCCAAGGGCAGCGGUGGUCCCGCAGGUGCCAAGAACUCGGACGGGUCACCCGUGCAGGACUAUGACAAGAGACGGUUAAAGGACGUUGCCAAAGAGGACCUCGAGAGCGGGAACCCGUCGCAGCUGGGAGAUCCUGUUAGUCUCAAGGCUGAGGUUACGAAGAAGGAUCCGGCGCCGGGGAGGGCUGAUGGGCAGAGGGUUGAAAAGUCUAAGCUGUGA
Colletotrichum scovillei is the source of this 402-nucleotide messenger RNA. RefSeq lists its product as uncharacterized. The coding region runs from base 1 to 402 and encodes 133 amino acids. NCBI's taxonomy places the organism in Eukaryota, Fungi, Ascomycota, Sordariomycetes, Glomerellales, Glomerellaceae. The record is from RefSeq and is a predicted model, not a curated record. The transcript has 2 exons.